CGCCUCUCCCCAUCCAUCCCCUCCCUCUUCAGCCGAUCACCAAAGACCAUAACAACUUUUCACUAGGUCAACCAAAAAAAAAAACAUCAAUCGACUGCAGAGAAACUAUAGUACAAACCAAAUCAGUCGGACCUAAGCAUGUCAUCGUUCUUUCGUACCGUCGGAUCGGAUUCCGAAUCAGACUCGUCCAGCGAUGAGGAAUUGCUCUCAGGUGCCUCAGGUUCCGAGGCCGGUCAGGCAGAUGGCCCCAAGAAAACCACGGCACCAUUGAAGAAUCGAUUCCUGAAAGGUGGUUCGGACUCUGAUGACUCUGACUCAGAUGACGAUUCAAGCGACAUGGAUGGCUCGGACUCGGAUGAUGACCCUAAGAAGACGACGACAACCGGCGCAAUCAAGGCCAACAAAUUCUUGGUUGGUGCCGACAGUGAUACCGAUAGCGACUCAGAAGAUGAGAGUCGAAGGGUCGUCAAGAGUGCCAAGAGUAAGCGUCAGGAUGAGAUCGAUGGGAGCGUUAAGAUCAUGGAGAAUGGGGCCAAGAUUAAUGACUGGGUCGUCAUCAGUGCCGAAUUCGACAAGCUCGUCCGGUUAAUCACUCGCCAGGCUAAUGCCGCCGACCCCCUUCCAGUCUCCUUCAUCAAAGUGAUCCUCAGCCUGGAAGAGAGCCAAACCGCUGUCAACGAAAAUGCAGCAGUCAAGAAGAAAAUGAAUGCCACCAACGCAAAGGCCUUGAACACCAUGAAACAAAAACUGAAGAAAACUAUCCGUGAAAAUGAAGCGAUCAUCGAAAAAUACAAGGCUGACCCAGAAGCUUUCGAGCAGGAAGCAGCUGCGGUAGAUGCCCCCGUUCCUGCUGCCAAAAAGAGCAAAAAGAGCAAGACUCAUGACUCUGAGGAGGAGCCUGAUGACGAUGAUGAUUUUACCAUGGUUGGAAAAGGUGGAAAAUCCUUCUCAUUUUCACCCGACUCAAUCUUCAAAACUCUCCAGUCCGUACUCGAGGCACGCGGAAAGAAAAAUACUGAUCGACAGGAGCAACUGAUGAUCCUCGACAAGCUCCUCAGUAUCUCCACCACCACUUACCAACGUAUUCGGAUCCUGUUGGCUUUGAUCUCAAGCCAAUUUGACUACAACCCAGCAAUUACCACCCACCUACCGACUGAGGCCUGGAAAUCAGCUCGAGUCCGCCUCGAUGAGUUACUAAAUUUACUUUCGACUGAGACUCAAUUUGUCGUCCAAGAAGAAACUGUCGAUUACGAUGACCAAGAAGAACGUGCCCCAGACUCCGAUCCUACCAAAAAGCUGCAAGUCAGGGGUAGCAUUAGCAGUUUGCUCGAUCGAUUAGACGACGAAUUCACCAAAAGCUUGCAAAACAUCGACCCUCACACCAGUGAAUACAUUGAGCGCUUGAAGGAUGAGAAGGAGCUCUAUUGCACAAUUGUUCGGGCCCAGAGUUAUUUUGAAGCAGUCGAGCUAACUUCGGCUGUUGCAAAGGCAGUCACCAGGAGACUUGAGCAUGUGUACUGCAAGCCCGAUGCCGUCAUCCAACCUCUUGAAGCUGCUGUACCCGAGUUGCCCUCAAAAAUAUUCACCCCCACUUCGAGCCCCGCAGACUCAGCAUCAUACUCAUCCUCAGAACUCAUUCAUGCGCUCUGUGCUUAUCUCUACAAAACUGACAACUCCCUACUUCAAACUCGAGCGGCCCUCUGUCAAAUUUUCAAUUACGGUUUACAUGACGAAUAUUACCGAGCUCGUGACCUGUUACUGAUGUUGCAUCUCCAGGAAACUGUACACGGAGCGGAUGUUGGGACGCAAAUCAUGUACAACCGGACGGUCGUCCAACUUGGUCUGUCGGCCUUCCGUUUGGGUUUGAUUAAGGAGAGUCAAUCGAUCUUGCAGGACAUCUUCGCUUCUCAGCGAGUCAAGGAACUCCUCGCCCAAGGCGUUCAAGCUCAACGAUAUUCACAACUGACCCCCGAGCAAGAUAAGAUUGAACGUCAACGACAACUGCCAUACCACAUGCACAUCAACUUGGAACUAUUGGAAUGCGCCUACCUUGUCUCAUCGAUGCUACUAGAGAUUCCCAAUCUUGCCCAAGCCGGAAACGAUGCAGAACUGAAAAAACGUCAGAUCUCAAGAACGUUCAGGCGUAUGUUCGACUAUGCCGAGCGCCAAGUCUUCACCGGUCCACCUGAAAACAAACGUGACCACAUCAUGCAGGCGUCUAAAGCACUACAGACCGGCGACUGGCAAAAAUGUAUCGAGCUGAUCAAUGGAAUUAAGAUUUGGGCUCUUAUGCCUCGACAAGAUGCCCUCAAAGAGAUGCUAACUAGAAAAAUUCAAGAAGAAGCAUUACGGACAUACCUGUUUACAUACUCAUCAUACUACUCGACGGUCUCAAUUGAAUAUCUGGCCACGAGUUUCCAACUAAGUGAGUCGGAGGUAACAUCGAUAGUAUCGAGGAUGAUAUGGAACGAAGAGUUAGGAGGAGCGUCACUAGACCAGAUCGACAAGGUGGUGGUCUUAUCGAAGCAGGAGCUCACCAAGCUCCAGCAACUGACAAUCGGCCUGGUCGAUAAAGUUAGCGGGAUGGCUGAAACUAAUGAGAGGUAUUUGGAGUCCAAGAUCGGCGCGGGAGCCGAUCGAGAUGGCGCCAAUCGAGCCGGAACCGGUGGGGCUGAACGCAAGGAUGGGGAACCUCAACGGGGUCCGCGCCGAGGCGGUGGUGCUAAAAAUUAUCGUGGUGGUAGAGGUAGGGGAACAUUCUCGGGUCCGAUUGGCGGCAGAGCUGUUGCAGCUGGUGGGGAUCGCAGACGGGGAUAGAAAAAAAAAAUACCCGCAGGUGCCACCUGUUAUAUAUAUUUUCGAAUCUUUUUGUCAAGUUGUCACGUUCUUGUUUCUCUUCAUCAGUCUUGUUUCUUUUCAACAAAUUCACAACAACCAAAAAGUGAAAGUGUUUUUUUUUCCUCACAAAACACCUAGAAAGAGAGAGAUAAAAUUCAUGCCUAGUAUAGAAAUAUACAUUUAUCAGUCAUUUUUAUUCUUCUAUUAUGAAUCAUGACAGAGCUUUAUUCUCCCUUUCAUCUUGACAUGAAUCACAAUGAAGCUGUCUUCUCCCUCCUUUCAUUUACUGAUAUUGUUUUUAAGAGUGCCAUGUAUGGACUCUGGAGUCUUGAGGCAAGCAGUUACAACGAGACAUCACAUUCAGUUUGUGUGUGCAUGUUUUUCAGAUAGUGAAGGAUUGGAUUUUUUUUGCUUUGUUUUGGCUGGUGUACAUAGCCCUUUUUUCUGUAUGUGGUUCUGAAUCUGAUGAAUUUGAAAAGAUUUUUUUUUUUUUUUUUGGUUUGUUCAAUAACCCACCUUCAAGUUCCAUAGGAGUACAUAAAUGGUGGAU
Molecule: messenger RNA, 3388 nt
Organism: Puccinia graminis f. sp. tritici CRL 75-36-700-3
Lineage: Eukaryota; Fungi; Basidiomycota; Pucciniomycetes; Pucciniales; Pucciniaceae
Product: translation initiation factor eIF-3 subunit 8
Exons: 6
Coding region: 139-2817 (892 amino acids)
Biological process (GO): translational initiation
Cellular component (GO): eukaryotic translation initiation factor 3 complex
Molecular function (GO): translation initiation factor binding; RNA binding; translation initiation factor activity
Source: RefSeq, a predicted model, not a curated record